GCGGCUAAAACCUCAACUCUCUUCUUCUCCUCUCUCUCUCUCUCUCUCUCUCAAACCUCAAAACCCCAAAUCAAUGGCGGCCAUGACCGCAGUCCUCGCUCCUCCUUCACGCUCCUCAUCCUCUCUCUCCUUCUCUAGCCCGCGCUGCAGAGCUCCAGCUUUCUCUUGCUCCUCACACAACUCUCAGCGCCCCAAGAGACAAUCUCUUAUAAAGCGCCACUCUUCUCAAGAACCCAAUAAUAAUGAGAUUGAGGCUGUUUCUCAGAAGAGGUUUCCUGGGAGAGGGAAGGAUGAGGCUUCUUCGAGCUCGAGCGCGUUGAAAUCGUUUGGGGUGCAGAAGAAGGAGAAGGGUUUGGUUUAUGAGCAGGUCAAUGACAUGGGAAAUCUUCAAGAUGCAGCUUUUCUUAAUGCUGUUGUUAAGGUUUAUUGCACCCAUACUGCACCUGAUUACUCACUUCCUUGGCAAAAACAAAGGCAGUUUACUAGCACCGGAAGUGCUUUUAUGAUUGGCGAUGGAAAACUUUUGACAAAUGCUCAUUGUGUUGAACAUCAUACCCAGGUUAAAGUCAAGAGACGGGGUGACGACACCAAAUUUGUUGCUAAGGUUUUAGCUAGAGGUGUAGAAUGCGAUAUAGCAUUACUCUCGGUUGAGAGUGAGGAAUUCUGGAGAGGAGCUGAACCACUUCGCUUUGGGAGGCUUCCAUCCCUUCAGGAUGCAGUAACUGUAGUUGGCUACCCGCUUGGCGGAGAUACUAUAUCUGUUACCAAGGGUGUUGUAUCACGUAUUGAGGUCACUUCGUAUGCUCAUGGGGCAUCUGAUCUCCUUGGCAUUCAAAUUGAUGCAGCUAUAAAUCCUGGAAACAGCGGGGGUCCUGCAUUCAAUGACCAAGGAGAGUGUAUUGGAGUAGCAUUUCAGGUGUACAGGUCUGAAGAUGCUGAAAAUAUUGGAUAUGUGAUUCCCACUACUGUUGUAUCCCAUUUCUUGAAUGACUAUGAAAAAAAUGGGAAAUAUACGGGAUUUCCUAGCCUUGGCGUUUUACUUCAAAAAUUAGAGAAUCCAGCGUUGCGUACAUGCUUAAAAGUGCCAUCUAAUGAGGGUGUGUUAGUCAGGAGAAUUGAACCCACUUCUGCAGCUUAUAAUGUUCUAAAAGAGGGGGAUGUUAUUGUAAACUUCGAUGGCGUUCCCGUAGGGAGUGAAGGAACAGUUCCAUUCCGCUUGACAGAGCGUAUUGCUUUUCGCUACCUUAUAAGCCAAAAGUUUGCUGGCGAUGUUGCAGAAGUUGGUAUAAUCCGAAAUGGGGCACCUAUGACAGUUAAGACUGUUCUGCAGCCUCGUGUGCAUUUAGUUCCAUAUCACAUUGAAGGGGGGCAACCUUCAUACUUUAUUAUUGCAGGUCUUGUGUUCACACCACUUUCAGAACCCUUAAUUGAAGAGGAGUGUGAAGAUGCAAUUGGGCUAAAAUUAUUGGCGAAGGCACGUUAUUCUCUGGCACGGUUUAAAGGGGAAGAAAUUGUGAUUUUAUCACAGGUAUUAGCGAAUGAAGUGAACAUUGGCUACGAGGAUAUGGGCAACCAACAAGUUCUCAAGCUAAAUGGAACUCAAAUAAAAAAUAUCAGACACCUCGCUCACCUUGUUGACUCAUGCAAGGACAAAUACUUGGUGUUCGAAUUUGAGGACAAUUUUCUUGCUGUUUUAGAACGAGAUGCAGCUUCCACUGCCUCGCCUUGUAUUCUAAAGGAUUAUGGAAUUCCAUGUGAAAGAUCUUCAGACUUACUGGAGCCAUAUGUAGAUUCUGAAGAUAACCAAGUAAUGAACAAGGAGGAAAUUGGAGACAGCCCUGUUACAAACUUGGAAAUUGGCUUUGAUGGAUUGCUGUGGGCGUGAUAAAAUCAUCGUGCAAAUUUCUCUUAAUUAGAAGUCGCUUCUCUUAAUAUUUUCACUGAGGAAGUUGCCAUGAGGAUAUGAUGAGCAUAUUAUUGGAAUAGGCGAAGCCAGGCACUUGCAGAGUUUCAAUGAAACGGUUCGGUGGGCAUUUUUUUUUUCACGCGAAAUGUCACUUAUUUAUUGUACCAUGUGCUCGUGCAACAAAUUUUGUAAGCUUCCAUUUAUAAUAAAAUCAUUAAUUUUUUCC
This is a messenger RNA of Asparagus officinalis (garden asparagus), 2132 nucleotides long. RefSeq names its product protease Do-like 2, chloroplastic. The record is from RefSeq and is a predicted model, not a curated record. Gene Ontology annotation, biological process: proteolysis. The coding region runs from base 74 to 1885 and encodes 603 amino acids. The transcript has 21 exons. Lineage: Eukaryota; Viridiplantae; Streptophyta; Magnoliopsida; Asparagales; Asparagaceae. Gene Ontology annotation, molecular function: serine-type endopeptidase activity; protein binding.